CCACUUUAUAAUUUAUAACCACAAUUAGGCAUUGAUGAUUCCCUCUCUUUGCCCGCUUUUACUAACAAGGAGCAUGAUAGUCGCAUUUACAUCAGGGCACAAAAAGACCUCUCCGAAUGACAGCAAUAUCCGGCAACACUAGGAGCUCCAGCAGUGACCAAGUCUCACGGCGUUACCCAGGAUUUAUUGGUUGCAUGAGCAUGGGAUCUACUUUCUCCACAAAACCACCAAAGGCACAACCAUCGCCACCAGCCAACCACCCGAUUGGAGGAGCAGGUUGGGCUAACUUGAGUUCAAAACUUGAACUACUAAUGCUUGUGUUUUUCGGGCCUUGUAAAGGUGGUGGAUCUUCAGAGGGAAGUCCAGACCCAGAAGGAAUUACGGAUCAUGUACAGAAAGAGGAUGGAAAAGAACGCAAGACCAUCUCAGGUACUGUCUUCAGAUCAGCCCAGGAGAAGGGCUUCCUGGAGUUCAUAAUCAACUCCAAAGAUAAUCAACACCCAUCUCUCCUUUCCCCUACCUCCAGUCCUCGGCAUCUGCCGUCGACGCCCUUUACACACCGCCAUUCCGAUCUCGCUAUCCUAAUCGACCAAGCCAAGAUCAGUGGAUGGUACAUUGACCCCCAAGAGAUUGGCCAAGGAAGCACGGUGGAGAUUCACAGGGCGAUUUGGCGGGGCCUGGAUGUGGGGGUGAAAUGCAUAUUACCUGAUUUCUUCAACACAAACGAAAGCGGCGUCGGAUUUUUCGUUCAAGAGCUCCGCACGUUAUACCGUGGCUGCACGGACCGGGUAACCGGCCAAAACAGAGGACUUACGGUGCCGCUUCCUCCAUUCGAAGAGAGAUUAGCCAGGGCGUUGGAGAUAGCCCAGGGAAUGCAGUAUCUCCAUGAACAAAAACCCAAAGUUAUCCACCGUGAUUUGAAGCCCAGCAACAUUUUUCUCGACCAGGGUAACCACGUCAGGGUGGCGGACUUUGGUCACCCACGGUUUUUAAACGACGAAGAGAAGGCGCUCACACGCGAAACAGGGACCUACGUCUAUAUGCUACCAGAGGUGAUUCGAUGCAAGCCUUACAAUGAAAAAUGUGAUGUAUGUAGUUUUAACAUCAUACUCAAUGAACCCAUCACCGGGGAUUAUCCAUAUCUAGAAACAGAUUCUGGACCGACCAAGGUACUAAAUGGAUUUGUUGAAAUGUCUCUGUCCUAACUAACGACUAAACUUUUAAUAUUUUUGUCCAUCAUUGAUUAGGUUAUUGGUCAUUUCUUGAGAGGAGUGAUGUUUGGAAUAUUAAAAUCUUGAAUUUAAA
Rubroshorea leprosula is the source of this 1305-nucleotide messenger RNA. Lineage: Eukaryota; Viridiplantae; Streptophyta; Magnoliopsida; Malvales; Dipterocarpaceae. The record is from the annotation of a GenBank genome assembly.